Phytophthora nicotianae INRA-310 is the source of this 2124-nucleotide messenger RNA. RefSeq lists its product as hypothetical. The record is from RefSeq and is a predicted model, not a curated record. Lineage: Eukaryota; Oomycota; Peronosporomycetes; Peronosporales; Peronosporaceae. Gene Ontology annotation, molecular function: protein binding. Bases 1 to 2088 code for a protein of 695 amino acids. The transcript is spliced from 3 exons. Gene Ontology annotation, biological process: cilium assembly.
AUGUCACGCCACCAGAGUCGAGGCAUUGACCCAGAGCUGUUCGCUCCCAAUGCACAGAGUUUAGCUAGCGACAGGUAUGCUAAGGCUCCUCCCUCAGCCUGCAGCAACUACGAAUACCGAGCUACCUCGUCACAAGAACGUUAUCGCAAUGACCACGACAAUAUCUACGCCUCUGGGGAUAAUCAGGUGCAACAGGAACGUUCUGAUUAUUCAAGACUCACGAUUGAGCUGGAACACCUCAGCGGGUACACGGGCAAGGGCAAGAAUACCAUCCACGCGCAUCCUAUAGACCCGGACAGCUACAUCACCUGCAUGGGUUCCGCGGUGGUGAUUGGCAAGAUCUGCGACUCACAAAGCCAGGAACUGCUGUGUGCGCACGAGGAGGAGAUCAACGUGAUGAGUUUGUCCAGUACAGGCAUUUUCCUAGCAUCAGCACAAAUGCCUCCUCACUCCGGACGAACAGAUCGCAGUGGAGCGUUUAUUGUCAUCUGGGAUCUCGCGUCUGGACGGGAACGCUACCGACUCGAGGGUUUCUUCCGCCCCGUACUGCAAAUGGCCUUCUCGCCUGAUGACCACUUCCUUGCUGCGUCGUCCGAAGACUGCCGGGUCAUCCUCUGGGAUAUGCGAACGUCCGAGUUGGUGCUUACCAAAUCUUUCCCCACUCCAGUUACUGUUCUGACCUGGGGUAAAAUGGACGAAAAGUGCCGACGUCCUAAAUAUUCGCUCGCGUUUGCACAUUCCAGCCAACUUUUGCACGGCGAGUUAGCCUACGACAUCGCAGCCAUGCAAUAUCGUCUCGAAGUCUCCACUUAUUCAAUGCCAAACGUGGGGAUCGCUCGCACGUAUCUCUGCGCUGCAAUCACUCAAACACGCACGGACGUUCUAUCUGGAACUACAGCCGGGGAGCUGGUCGUUUUCAACACAGAGUCUCUAGUCUACCGCAACGCCGUGCCAAUUGUUAGGAACGGCGUGCACAGUGUCGCAGCUUGUGGAGAUACCGGGUAUGUGUACGUAGGCGCGGGCGAUGGCGUUCUCAAGAAGCUUGUGGGUCGUGACUCCGACUGGAACCUCGUGGGUCAAGUGCAGCUUGUCGGUGGCAUCACCAGCAUCUCAAUUAGUCCUGGAGGAGCUCAGCUCUUCGCUGGAACCUCAGCUGGUAAAAUGUAUCACGUGGUUGCCAAUACUCUCGUAAUUUCCGAGUUAGCAAGCAGUCAUUUAGGGUCAGUCACAAGUUGUGCCUUUGGUGAUUCGAGUGAAGAGUUCGCAACCAUUUCUGUCGACGGGAGUAUUCGCUUGUGGAAUUUAUCCACGUAUCAUCUCAAGUGCAUGACUACCGAGGCAGUAGCAGGCCUGUGCAUUGCCAUCACGAAGAGCUCUACACAUUCAGGACUAAUAGUCUCGGGUUGGGUCGAUGGCUGGUUACGAGCGUAUGAUGCGGCCACGGCACAGCCCAAAUGGCACAUUGCAACAGCUCAUCGAGGAGAAGUGACUGCUGUGGCUUGUAGUGCUCAAUAUAUUGUGAGUGGAGCUAGUGACGGCGGCGUGAGCAUUUGGUCUUUUGCUACUCGAGAAUUGGUCCUUCAAUUUCACGAACACAAACGCGCAGUCACCGGUGUACUCGUCGACGUCAAGUUACCACACCGCGUUCACUCUUGCGGAGUAGACAAAGCUUUGUUCAUUUACGACCUCAAAGGAGCUCGACGUAUCGUGGCGCAACAAGUUCGAGAGGGAGCUUUCCACGGUAUCACGCAGAGAGUAGACAGCGAGACGGAGAUCGUAACAGCAGGAGCGGAUGGACGACUGCUCUUCUGGGACUGCGACGAGCCUGAUCCUGUCCAGUUCAUCGUGGACUCCAGCAGACUAAAAGUUACUUGCGCGCAAGUAUCUCCGUCAGGUCGAUUCAUCGCUACGUGUGGAGAGGACUGCGAGGUCAAACUCUUCGACGUUGGGUCUUCUGCGCUGCUGGCGUCGGCGCGCGGUCAUUCGAACACUGUGAAUGCGCUGGCGUGGAGUCCGGACGAGCGCCAACUCGUGUCUGUAGGCGCAGAUUCGUGCAUUUGCGUCUGGAAUUUUUACCAAGAGGGAUAAGCAGGUCUUGAUAAACAAACUCUAUUAUGUCUCACC